Messenger RNA from Orcinus orca (killer whale), 2653 nucleotides. RefSeq names its product cytokine dependent hematopoietic cell linker (gene CLNK). Lineage: Eukaryota; Metazoa; Chordata; Mammalia; Artiodactyla; Delphinidae. Gene Ontology annotation, biological process: intracellular signal transduction; cell surface receptor protein tyrosine kinase signaling pathway. Bases 79 to 1422 code for a protein of 447 amino acids. The record is from RefSeq and is a predicted model, not a curated record. The transcript is spliced from 18 exons.
GGCACCUGUAUCACAUUUUAACAGGAAGCGACAGAAGCAUGUUCACCAGAAUUAAAACAUGAUGGGUAAGGCCCAGUAAUGAGCUCGCUUUUGUUUCCACAGGCUGAGUUGAAGUUCCCUCUCAUUUGCUGGGUGCCAAGAAAGAUGAACAAGCAGGGCAAUAGAAAAACAACAAAAGAAGAAUCCCGUGAUUUGAAAUUCCAGAACUUUCCUCUGCCAGAAAUUAGGUCAUGGCCUCGAAUCCAUAGUGUCACAGGCCAGUACCAGACUAUUAAUGAGCCUCUUCUUGAUGGCGGAAGGAAAUUAGCAGCAGUCCUCGAUGGAGCAGAAGGCCACACAGACGAGGACUAUGAAGACCUUGAGUUUCACAUGGUAGAAGCACAGCAAUCAGUGAAAAUUUUACCAGCCAGGCCUAUAAAGGAAUCUGAAUAUGCAGAUACACGUUAUUUCAAGGGUGUGAUGGACACACCCCUUUCCUUAGAUGCCAAGACCUCUAUCCCCACAGACAGGCAAACCCGGAUGAGGCUGGAAGAAGUGGAACAACCCAUUUCCAGGGAUAUCAGAAGCCAACAUGUUAAAGGAGACAAACCCACAAAGGGAAACAAGACUCCUUUACCACCUCCUCGGCCGCCCAUCACUCUUCCAAAGAAGUACCAGCCCCUGCCCCCUGAGCCGGCGAGCAGCAAGCCACUCUUCCCUCAGAGGUACACCUUUGCCGAAGUCCAGAGAGAGUCCAGACAGAUAAGCUUAAAGAACUUAAGUGAGGUUCUUGGAACAGAGAAAGUUCCUCAUCAUCAGAUGAAGCCUGAAUUAUCUCACCUGUCACAAAACCAAAGUCCUCAAGAGAUUUCUCUUGCCAUUACCAGCUCUUCAUUUGUGACUCACAACCAGAGAGUACAAAACAGAGAUCAUAAAGAAAGCAUGCAGUCCUAUCCUCCUCAGAGAUGUCCGUCUCCAGCCAGCUAUGGCCCUCUGGAAAAUUCGCUACAUUGUAAAUACACGAGCAGGAAGAAACCUCUCCCCACAAGGUCUAACGAAGAGGAUAUCCGGCACAACGAAUGGUACAUUGGAGAAUACAGUCGCCAGGCAGUGGAAGAGGCAUUGAUGAAGAAGAACAAGGAUGGCACCUUCUUGGUCCGAGACUGUUCCACAAAAUCCAGGGCGGAGCCCUAUGUGUUGGUGGUGUUUUAUGGGAACAAAGUCUACAAUGUGAAAAUCCGCUUCCUGGAGAGGAAUCAGCAGUUUGCCCUGGGAACAGGGCUCAGAGGAGACAAGAAGUUUGACUCAGUGGAAGACAUCAUCGAACACUACAAGUAUUUUCCUAUUAUACUCAUUGACGGGAAGGAUAAAACUGGGAUCCACAGGGAACAGUGUUACCUGACUCAGCCCCUCCCUCUCAACAGACACUUCUCAUUUAUGUAGCCUGGUCUUUGUUUCAUCUUCAGUUCAGUGGAUCCAAUGCCUCUAUCAUUUUUUUCCUUUAUUUCAAAAGAUUGUUUUCUGUGGUUUCAAGGGAUUACUUCUCUGAUUCUGUAGAAAAGAAAAACAUUCUAUCAUGGAAAUUGGAAAAUCAAUUGUGGUUUUGAAAGCUCUAAUUGCAGAAGAAAUAUUUAUAAGAUGAAAAAAUAAAAACUGGCUUUUAAAAAAUAUCUUCUAAAGAAAAAAACAAAAACACGGUCCUUAUGCUCAUGUUACAGAUGAGCAGCAAAGGUUACAGGAAGCUAUUGCUUCAAUGUUUGCAGCUGGCAACUGACAAGUCUAGGUAAGAGUCCCAAAUCUGUGAUCUUUAUAACACUCGGUGCUGCCUUUCUUUAUUUCAAAAUUGUUUGGACUUGUGCAUUUACAAUGUUUUCAUGAUUCCUUAUGCUAAAGAUGUUGGUGAAUGUUAGCUCUAUUUUAUUUGUAAUUCUGGAAAUUCAAUUUUAGGGAAGGGUGUGGUAUGGAAAAACAAAUCACUUGUGAACACCACUUGAAAGAUAGAAAUCAGAAAUAUUUUUAGUAUGGUGUGAAAUGGCCAUAGGACCAUCUCCAGCCUACUCUGUUUAGAGUAGCUUUAAGCCCAGUGGAAUUAGCAAAUUCACAGAAAGGGAGGAAGCUUAAGUCUGAGUGAAAGUAUAAAUUUUUAAUUCCAUUUGUGGACUUCCAUUCAAAGGAAAAGAACUGUCCUCGAAUUAGUGCUAGUAUCUUGCAGGAACUUGACACAUGUCAUGAUGUUGUCCCCACUCAAAGCUAAGAGGAUUACAUUUUCUUCCUGUUUCACAACACAGAUGAGGAAACAGGCUCAAAGACAUCAUUGAUCUUACUCAAUAUAAGAAGAGAUCCCAGAUUUUUAUCCAUGUGCCUAGUUUCAUCCAAGCAUAUCUUCCCCGGUACAUUCUCUGCCCUAGGGAAUUUUAUAAUCAAGUUGAAAAGUUAAAUUUAAAAGAGACAGAGAGAAACAAUUUGAAAAUGCCGAUUUACCCACGUUAAAAUAUAUAAAUAAACAAACUCUUGUAGUGGUGUAAAGUUUAAAAACAAAAAAGUGCUGAUUGAAAUUAAUAGUACACAAUGAUUUCAAAUGUUUCCAAAGCCUACAUGUGAAAUAUAUGGAGUAUUUAUGUAAUUGUAGCUUUAAUGCAGAAGUAAAGCCAGAAAGAAUGAGAAGGCAAGAGAU